ACACCCUGUAUAUAUGACAUUCGUGGAAACUGCCGGUUUUCUUACUUAUUUGUUGCUUCUAAAGGUUCCAAUCAAUUAAGCUGAGGAAAACGGGUUCGUUCAGUUAGUCAUUAAUGUUUUAAGGUAAAAGAAGUAGGGUUCUUCAUAUUAUACAUUCUUCUCGUCCCCGGACCAUUUAAAUGUUCUGCCCACCAAUUAUGUACCGAUUAAAGUAACUUUUCAUACAGAUUGUACUGAUUGCCACUCUCGAUGUUUAUCAAUGAUUUCUGAGAUUGUGUCAUUUAAUCGCGUCGUGUUCAAUCAUGAAUGCGAUAAACGUGAAUUGGUUGCAUUCAGUGGAGGGUGAGUCAUUGGUACAUCACUUCUAUGUAAAUACAUCCAAAAAGAGAAGAUUUUAUGGAAUACUUGAGAGACCACCACUACCAUCUUCAAUCGAGGAAGUUACUUACAAAAUUUUUAUGGUUGGAAGAUCAGGAGUAGGAAAAACUUCUGUUGUAGCACGCCUUGCUGGUAUACAAGAAUCCAAUAAUUACAUAGAAACGAAUGGUAUAAAAAAAACUAAUAUAUUUUGGCCAGUUAAGAUAUGGGACAAAGUUGUAUUAUUCAAGCUACAAUUUUGGGAUACUUCCGAGACAAGCAUUAAAAAAUAUAACCACAUACUGCCUGCUUGCAAGGAUAAAGUUGAUGCAAUAUGUUCUGUAUUUUGUUUUGAUGAUGCUACAGGAUUUAAUGAUGUUCCUUAUUUGAUGAAUACAAUGACAGCUAUAAAGGAAAAGCCUGCUAAUAUAAUAAUAGGAACUAAAUUUAAACCUUGGUCAAGCUCAACAAUGGAAGAUGCAAGAAUCAAGGAAUUCGAAGAUAAAUGGAAAGUUAAAGUUAUUAGACUUGACAUUAAUAAAUUGUCGACUAGAUCUGAAAUAUUUGACUGUUCUUACCAAUUAAAUGCUAUAUGCAGUAUUCUAUGGAAUAGAGACAAAGAAUUUAUUUCUAAACAAAUGGGACAGAAUUAAAUAGCUUAUAUAUAUACAUAAUUGUAUGUUCAUCUUUUAUACUUUUUUACAAAUACCAAUAAAGACAUGUUUCAGAA
Molecule: messenger RNA, 1087 nt
Organism: Megalopta genalis
Lineage: Eukaryota; Metazoa; Arthropoda; Insecta; Hymenoptera; Halictidae
Product: ciliogenesis and planar polarity effector 2
Molecular function (GO): GTPase activity
Source: RefSeq, a predicted model, not a curated record